AUGAAUCUGAAUUACGAAUACAUUACUGCUCAUAUCAGCGAUUAUAUUCAAAAUGAAAACUUCUUUGAUACAUUCGACAUCCAGGAUAUCAAAAAAAUCAUGAAUUAUUCACGUAUGACAGCUGAUCAGUACGUUACUCUUCUCAAACAAUCAUCUUCAGCUCUCAAGGCCAAAGAAUUAUAUAUGUGUACACGAAAGUCAAAUGUUACUGUCCAAAAUUUCGAAGAAAUUGUUUCAAUCCUGAAAUGUAUCAAAAAAUACAUGAAAUUCAAUACAUUUGAUGGGAUCAUUGAUAUUUUAAGUCAAAAGGAGAAAGAAAUAAGCGAUUCCACACAGGAAAUUAAACAACUUCAAGAUAAAUUAAAAGCAUUUCAAAACCAAAGUCAAAAUUCGGCCAAAGAAACGACUAUUAAUCAAACUAAUGAAAAUAACAAUCAAUCAAGAGGUAUUAUAACUCAAAUUGCAGAACUUAAACAAUCUAAUGAUUUUGAAAUCGUUUACAAAUUUCUUGAUGAACUUUCUGAGAAAGGAAAUCAUGAAAUGAUGUCAAAAUCAUGCAAAGAAGGACUUUGGGAAAAAUUGACUCCUAAAAAAUCAAUAUGA
Messenger RNA from Trichomonas vaginalis G3, 603 nucleotides. Its product is annotated as histone-lysine N-methyltransferase family. The coding region runs from base 1 to 603 and encodes 200 amino acids. NCBI's taxonomy places the organism in Eukaryota, Parabasalia, Trichomonadida, Trichomonadidae. The transcript has a single exon. The record is from RefSeq and is a predicted model, not a curated record.